Molecule: messenger RNA, 483 nt
Organism: Ostreobium quekettii
Lineage: Eukaryota; Viridiplantae; Chlorophyta; Ulvophyceae; Bryopsidales; Ostreobiaceae
Source: the annotation of a GenBank genome assembly
AUGGCGAUGUUAUCAUUGCAGACAAUGUAUAGAAUUAAAGAUCCCAAGACUUCUCUGGACUUUUACACAAGGGUGCUUGGCAUGACGCUGCUUGCCAAGUUGGAUUUUCCUUCCAUGAAGUUCUCGCUUUACUUUGUGGGGUACGAGCCUGCUGAAGCGAUUCCAGACAAUGAGAAAGAGAGGAAGUGGAUGUUUAGACAGAAGGGUACCAUCGAAUUGACACACAACUGGGGUACAGAGAGCGACCCUGAGUUUGCUGGCUACCACAAUGGCAACUCGGACCCUAGGGGCUUUGGCCACAUUGGGCUCUCUGUGCCCGACGUCGAGGCAGCGUGCAAGCGUUUUGAAGAGUUAGGUGUGGCGUUCGUCAAGAAGCCCAAUGAUGGGUCGAUGAAGGGAUUAGCCUUCAUCAAGGAUCCCGACGGCUAUUGGAUUGAGAUUCUAAAUGCCGAGCACAGUGCGACUUUUGUGCAGGGGGCAUGA